AUGGCCGAAGAAAAGGAGAACUUCCAGGAGGUCUCCUCAAAUGCUAUGAAGUUCGAGGACUUACAUGAGUUUUCAAAUAUAUUCGCUUCCGAAUUUAAUAACAACAGCAUACACGACCGUGUACUAUGUUUUGAAAUCCUUGAUUGCGAAGACUCUGUGAAUGAGAAGGCUGAGACUUUACUUCCUUGCGAUAGUGAAACAAUACCAACCAAUUGCAAACCAGUAGAACUGGAGACUCAAGUGGACAGCUCAGAAUGCGGUGAUCAAAGUGACGAGAAACAAACAUGCAUUGAUGAAUCAAAGAAGAGUGUCAAGACAGCCAUCGAGGAAAUGUCACUCAUGAGUGGCAUGAAGAAAGGGCCAGAUUAUGCAAAGGAAGAUUGUGAACGACCAUGUAAAGAAGAUGACAGUAAAAUAUCUGAGGCUGCCAUUGUUGAGGAAAAGAUAUUCCUGAAAAAAUUAUAUGUUCACAGCCAGUGGCUAGCAGUUCAGAGUCCAUAUUUCAAGGCACUUUUCUAUUCUGGCAUGAAAGAAAGUUAUACUAAAGACGUAGUAAUGAAGGUCCAUGAAAAUGAAAUCGAAGCUCAUACAACUUUAAUUGAAGCGAUGUACACGCUUGAUGUUCUCAAUGGCAAAGACCUACGUCUUGUUGUGAAAACUUUUGUCCUUGCAAACAAGUAUGAUGUAUCGUUUGUGGCUAAGAAAUGCAAGUAUGUUAUGUUGUCAUCAAGAUUAGAUAUGGAGACGUGUGAAUAUAUUCUUGAAGAAAUAGAGAAUCUGUCAAACACGGAAGAUUUAUUUAAUAUGAUUGAGCAGUUCCUUGUGGAAGAAUUUACCCCAAUUGACAAGACGUGGACGAUGGAUAAGUUUUCGACAUUGUCUGAGGCGUCCCUAAAGCUUCUUUUAAGCAGCGAUAGCUUGGCCAUACUCUCUGAAAACACAAUAUUUGUUGCAUUGAUGAAAUGGGUUGACUUACAUGUGCCGCGUUAUGAACGCGAUAAAUGUGAUCUGUUAAAGGUUGUGAGAUUUCAGUUUAUGUCUGUCGAUUUUUUAUAUGAUGUUGUACAGCAUCAUGUCGUGGCAAAACAAAUGCGUGGAUUUAACUCGUACGUUUGGAACGGUUUAGCAUAUCACGGAUUUUCGCACAUGCGACGAGAAAAACUCGAAGAUAAACCAAUAGAACGACCGAUCUUACAAGAGAAGGAUCCCACGUUUUCUUGGAAGGUCGAUGAAGAACUUGACAAGAAGUUAUCGAAUUCUAGAGGAAAAUCCAGUUAUUCAACUAUGUUUUGGUUUAAAGGAUAUAGCAUGGAACUCGAGCUAGCUUAUCUAAAUGAUUCCAAGCAUUGUAGAUUUUAUCUUCGUGUCCUUCACAUGAGGAAAGGUGCAUAUUUGAAUCUCAGUUGCACAGCCAAAUCAAAUUUAUUUGCUAAUAGGUCAAUUCAGAUAAAACAAUUAUUCACCGACGAAUCCAACGCUUGGGGAUACCAAAGUUUGAAACGGAGUACGAUUCCAUUGGGAAAAUUCUACACAAUUGAUGUCUGGAUGAAGUCAGUUUAA
This is a messenger RNA of Dendronephthya gigantea, 1560 nucleotides long. Its product is annotated as BTB/POZ domain-containing protein POB1-like. The record is from RefSeq and is a predicted model, not a curated record. Gene Ontology annotation, molecular function: protein binding. The transcript has 3 exons. NCBI's taxonomy places the organism in Eukaryota, Metazoa, Cnidaria, Anthozoa, Malacalcyonacea, Nephtheidae. The coding region runs from base 1 to 1560 and encodes 519 amino acids.